Messenger RNA from Leptosomus discolor (cuckoo roller), 843 nucleotides. The record is from RefSeq and is a predicted model, not a curated record. Lineage: Eukaryota; Metazoa; Chordata; Aves; Leptosomiformes; Leptosomidae.
AUGAGGGGUGACCAGGGAGGGUUGAGGGCUCCGAAGGGAGGUGGUGACGUCCUGGAUGCGGGGCAGGUGGAAGCGCUGCGGCUGGAGGAGCAGAUCAGGAGGGAGUUUGAGAAGCUGCACGAGUUCCUGCGGGGCGAGGAGAAGGCGCUGCUGGCCCGGCUGCAGGAGGAGGCGCGCCGCAAGCACGGCCUCAUCGAGGGCGAGGAUGACUACACCUUCCUCAUGACCCACAAGAACCGCAAGCGCAGGAUCGCCUGCACGGCUGAGGAGCCGGAGGCUGUGCCCUCGGGGAUGCUCCUCGACGUCGCCAAGUACCUGGGCUCGCUGCAGUACAACGUGUGGAAGAAGAUGCUGGACAUCAUCACCGUAGUCCCCUUCAGCUUCGACCCCAACUCCGCGGCAGGCUGGCUCUCGGUGUCCGAGGACCUCGCCAGCGUCACCAACGGGGGCUACAAGCUGCUGGUGGAGAACCCGGAGCGCUUCACCUCAGCCCCUUGCAUCCUGGGCUCCUGCGGCUUCUCCACCGGUUUCCACACUUGGGAGGUGGACCUGGGCACCAUCACGAACUGGCGGGAGGGCGAGACGUGCCGAGCAUCCAACACGGCGCGGUCGGAGGCGGCGCUGGGCGACCUGAGGCGCGUCCGGGUGGAGCUGGACUGCGACGAAGGGGAGCUCUCCUUCUACGACGCCGACCGCAAGACCCACCUCUACACCUUCCACGAGAAGUUCGGCGGCACCGUCUUCCCCUACUUCUACGUCGGGGGGACGCCGGUGGGCGCGCUGCCCGAGGCGCUCCGCAUCUGUCCCCUCCAGGUCCGCGUCCACGAGGAUGUCCCCGUCUAG